Molecule: messenger RNA, 882 nt
Organism: Purpureocillium lilacinum
Lineage: Eukaryota; Fungi; Ascomycota; Sordariomycetes; Hypocreales; Ophiocordycipitaceae
Source: RefSeq, a predicted model, not a curated record
AUGGACCCAGCCAGCAAGGCACUCGCCCCGCGCGCCGCCGACGGCGCGACCUGUCCCAAGGGCACCUCGCUCUACAAGUGCGACGGCAACGACUUCUCCGGCUGCUGCUCUGUCGACCCGUGCGACCUGCGAACCUGCCCGGACGGCGACGAAGCGUCGGCGUCGGCGCCAGUCACGUUGCCGAACCUCCUGACCAGUACCACCACCAAGUCGACCACCAAGCACACCUCCAAGACGACCGAGAAGAGCACGAGCACCGAGGAAGCAUCGUCCACCUCUUCGGCGGCCGCGAAAGACACUCCCACGAGCACAAUCACGGCGUCGACGUCGAAGCGCACAGACUCGGGCAUCACGCACACCAUUCCCAACUCGUCGGUCGUUACCGUGACGCGCCACACCACAAUCUUCUCCGAGGCGCCCUCUUCGACUGAGACUCCGUCUUCGACCGAGACUCUGCUUUUUAGUGAACCCCCUUCCUUCACCACGCUGCCCGCCGACCAGUCCACGGGCAUCGCAUACGACACCACGACCGCCACACCCGCCGCGAGCUCGUCCCCGCCCGCGGCCGACGGUACAGCUGGCAGCGUCUCUUCCGGAACCAUCGUCGCCGUGUCCGUGGGCGGCGCGGCUUGCGCAGCCAUCAUCAUCGUCCUCAUAUGGGGCAUGCUCCAGCGGCGGCGCAAACAGAGACUCCUUGGCGAGGCGCAGACUCCCCCGGACUUCGUCCUGAGCGUGGCAAGCAGCGGCCAUGGGCCUAGUCGAGACGACGGUUCCGCGGCUGAAAAGUACACACGCCCGUCCCAGCACAUGCCUUCCCACGGAAUGGGCAGGCCAGCCAACGCCGAUCCUUUUGCCCCGUUUGGAGCGUCGCAGGAAGGGUAG